UACCUCUAAUGGGCGUUUCGAGAACGAUCGAUUUUUCGUCAAGAUGGAAAACCUAACAAAGAUAAAGAAGAUAAAUUGACGAUAAUGAUAGUACAUAGGAUGAUUUAUCUUAUCACUUAUCGUCGUUGUAUAAUACACGCUAAAGAUUAACGAGAAAAAAAAUAUCAUCAUAAUCUUGGACAAAUAUUUAUUAAUUAAAAAGUUAAAAUGAGUAAAGAUGCACCUCCACCUGGAUUUGUUCCACCUCCUGCAUAUAACUUAAGUGGUCCACCACCACCAGUACCACCACAACAACAUCAAAAUGUGAUAAUUGUGCCAGGUAUCUCUUUUGGGUCAACUACACAACAAAUGACAUGCCCAUAUUGUGGAAGUAGCAUAUCCACUUCUGUGGAGAGCGAAUCUAAUACAAAGACACAUUUAUUUGCUCUGAUACUUUGUCUUGUCGGAUGUUGGUGUUGUGCACCCAUACCCUAUUGUAUGGAUAGUUGUUUAAUACAGAAGCACUAUUGUCCAUCAUGUAGAGCUUUCUUGGGACAAUCAAGCAAUUGAUUUGACUUAUUAAUACAGAAAUACAUGCUGUUCUUCUAUUUGUCAUUC
Molecule: messenger RNA, 597 nt
Organism: Vespa mandarinia (Asian giant hornet)
Lineage: Eukaryota; Metazoa; Arthropoda; Insecta; Hymenoptera; Vespidae
Product: lipopolysaccharide-induced tumor necrosis factor-alpha factor-like
Molecular function (GO): zinc ion binding
Source: RefSeq, a predicted model, not a curated record